AUGUCUGGCCGCUUCGUACGAGCGUCCAAGUACCGACAUGUCUUCGGCAAGCCUACGCGAAAAGAGUUCUGCUACGACAACCUGCGCAUUAGUCGAAAUGCCUGGGACACCAACUUGGUCAAGGCCAACCCCGAAUACCUCGCCGUCAAUUGGGAGGCCAGUGGCGGAGGAGCCUUUGCAGUCAUCCCCCUGAACGAGCGAGGAAAGGUCCCCGACGUCAUUCCUCUGUUCCGUGGCCACACUGCUACCGUCCUCGAUACCGACUGGAACCCCUUCAACGAUCGCCUCAUCGCCUCCGCUUCCGACGAUGGAAAGGUUAUGCUCUGGCAGGUUCCUCAGGGCUUCACCCUGUUGACCGACGCCGAGGAGCCCGCCGACGUCGCCCCCGUUGCCCAGCUCAAGGGCCAUUCGAGAAAAGUCGGCCAGGUUGUCUUCAACCCCGCUGCUGAAAAUAUUCUUGCCUCGGCCUCCGGUGACCUGACCAUCAAGCUGUGGGAUGUCGGUGCUGGUGCGGCCGUCCACAGUCUGAAACACACCGACAUCGUCCAAAGUUUGUCGUGGAACGCCAGCGGCUCAAUGCUGGUUACAACCUCGAGAGACAAGAAGCUUCGCGUGUGGGAUGUGCGACAGGAGAGACCCGCGCACGAGAGUCCCGGCCACGAAGGAGCCAAGAGCAGUCGAGUCGUCUGGCUAGGAGAGCAGAACCGGUUUGCGACUACUGGGUUCUCCAAAAUGAGUGAUCGCCAACUGGCUCUAUGGGAACCUGGCAACCCCACGCCGAUUGGCGGCCGUCCUCAAACCCUCGAUAGCAUCUCGGGUGUUUGCAUGCCUUUCUGGGAUGACAGCUGCAAUACUCUAUACCUCGCUGGAAAGGGUGAUGGCAACAUUCGUUAUUUUGAAUACGAGAGCGACAAGUUCGAAUUUCUCUCUGAAUACAAGUCCCCAGAACCUCAACGAGGAAUUGCCUUCCUUCCCAAGCGAGGCGUCAAUGUUCACGAGAACGAGGUCAUGAGAGCGUACAAAACUGUGAACGACUCCUAUAUCGAGCCAAUCUCUUUCACGGUGCCUCGACGUGCCGAGACCUUCCAAUCCGACAUUUAUCCUCCAUGUGUCGGCGCUAAGCCCGCCGUAAGCGCUCACGAUUGGCUAUCGGGCAAGACUGGCCUCCCGCCCAAGAUUGACUUUGAGAGUAUCUAUGAGGGCAAUGCGCCGGUCGAGGUUCCGUCUGACUACAAGCCUCCGGCUCCCACACCCGCCCCUGCUCUGGUCUCUAACCCUGCUCCUAAGAAGGAGCCUGAGCCUGCACCUGCACCUGCUGCUGUGCGAUCCCCCCCUCCUUCCAUGCAAGAGCAGAAUCGGUCGAUGGCGGCAAUGGCAUCCAAGUACGAAGACAAUGACGACGAGGACGACGCAGACGAGACUUCAAGCUUCGAGGAAGUAUCUAAACCGCCGCAGCGAAGUGCUCUGCCUGCCAGAUCCGAGCCCAAACCUUCGUCUCCUACGAAAACGACAUCAGCUCCGCCACCAAAGGCAGCAUCCCCCGUCAAAUCACCUACGUAUGCACCCACUUCGACCUCAUCGGCGCCCGUUCCCACAUCAUCCAGCAGUGCGACAACGGGCUCGGGGGCCGAAUCAACACUAGAACAGAUCAAGCAACUUUUGGAGACGCAGACCAAGAUGCUCAGCACGCAAGGACAGCAGAUCAAUCACUUGACGACUGAAGUCGAUUACCUGAAGAAGCGGGUGGGAUCUGGAUCGCAGGACCAAAGUGAACGAAUCCGACAGCUCGAACUGGAGUUGGAGGAAUUGAGAUCAUGA
Messenger RNA from Anthostomella pinea, 1818 nucleotides. The record is from the annotation of a GenBank genome assembly. Lineage: Eukaryota; Fungi; Ascomycota; Sordariomycetes; Xylariales; Xylariaceae.